AUGGAUGAUGAAAUCACAGCCAUUGAACGCAAUAAUACUUGGGAGCUGGUUGACUUACCAAGUGGUCAGCAGAUAAUUAGGGUCAAAUGGAUCUAUAAGACAAAAUUGAAAGAAAAUGGAGAAAUUGACAAAUAUAAGGCACGCUUGGUGGCUAAAGGACACAAGCAAAAAAAGGCUGGUUUUAAGAAAUGUCCCCAUGAGCAUACUCUUUAUGUAAAAGCUGAAGAUGGAAAGAUUAUCAUCGAAUUUGACAUGUCUGAUCUUGGUUUAAUGCAUUAUUUUUUGGGCAUAGAAGUUAAACAAGUUGCAGCAGGGACUUUUAUUUCUCAAAAGAAAUAUGCCCAAGAGAUUUUAGACAUAUUUGGGAUGAAGAAUUGCAACGGUUCCAACACUCCUUCAGAGGUGGGAAUGAAACUCGAGAAAGAUCCGAGAGGAAAGAAGAUUGAUAGCACUUAUUACAAACAAAUUGUGGGGAGCUUGAUGGACCUAACAGCCACUAGGCCAGAUAUUAUGUACGCCGUCAGCCUUAUAAGUAGAUACAUGGAGCAACCGAAAGAAGUGCAUUUGUUGGCUGCCAAAAGAAUUCUCAGAUACUUGCAAGGCACCAUUGAUUUUAACGUUCUUUGCAAACAAUGA
Gossypium raimondii (Peruvian cotton) is the source of this 636-nucleotide messenger RNA. RefSeq lists its product as uncharacterized. Lineage: Eukaryota; Viridiplantae; Streptophyta; Magnoliopsida; Malvales; Malvaceae. The record is from RefSeq and is a predicted model, not a curated record. The coding region runs from base 1 to 636 and encodes 211 amino acids. The transcript has 3 exons.